AUGUCAAUGCGUGUUGAAGCCGUAUACACGUAUCCUAUCAAGUCCCUCCGAGGGGUGUCCCUUUCUUCAAUCCAUGCCAAACCAACCGGGUUCGCAUACGACCGAUACUUCAUGCUCUGGGAUGCUAAUAAGAAAGAGAAUCUCCAUAUUGGACUUCGACCGGCGCUCUGCCUCUUCACUACUCGAUUGACCCCUGAGGAUGGGCCUAGAAGUAUCGAGGUUCAAUAUAGCCUAAGCUAUAUCUUUGACCAACCAUCUAGUCCUGUCGAGCCAUCUAUCCUAUCAGUACCCCUGGAGCCGGAUGUGAACAAGUUGGCACGAGUCACUGUAAUGAUGCACUUGAGUCCAUGCUCUGCAUAUGACAUGGGAGACAAGUAUAAUGACUGGUUCAGUCGUCGGCUAGGAUACCCCGUCAAGCUCCUCUACAUAGGGGACCACCGCAGGAAGGUCCUGGGGAACAUGGGCCAAGGAGUAGUGUCCCCAACAGCCAAAUCGCUGUAUGCUUCGUUGACUGCUAUUCCUGUCACCUUUCUGCUUGGAUCUUGUUUACUUUCUUGGGAAUCAACAGGCGGCAUCUCCUGGGCUACCACCGCGAUAUUGUUUGUCGCAGUCUAUAUCGCUCUUGCGCAGCUACUAAGAUAUUGGCUAGGGAGGAUAGGGCCAUUGAUCACGUUUGCGGACUUGGCCGCCUAUCUUAUCAUCAGCACCAAGAGCUACCAAGAUGUCAACGAGAGGCUGCCCGAUGACGAGGAGAUGGACAUCACCAAGUUCCGAGCCAACAUUGUUGUAUCGGGAGCCAAACAAGCCUAUGAAGAGGACUUUUGGGCUGAGCUGCGGAUUCGCGGGAGUAUUACCAUGAAGCUGACUCAAAACUGUGCGAGAUGUGGUAGUCUCAACGUUGACUACACGACGGGCAAAGCUGGUAAAAUGGAAGCAGGCAAGGUUUUGAAGAAGCUGAGCAAAGACAGGAGAGUUGAUCCAGGAAUGAAGUGGAGCCCGAUCUUUGGGAGAUAUGGCUUUCUUACGUCGGCAUCGACCAAAGGUGAAGGGGUGGUCAUCAGUGUCGGGGAUGCUGUUGAGGUGACAGUACAUAACUCAGCCCGUACCAUCACAGGCAAGUGUUCUCCCAAGAAGCAAAGGGUUAUCUAUUCUAAUACAGCUACCUCAGAUUAUCCCAAGUCCUAG
Molecule: messenger RNA, 1185 nt
Organism: Clonostachys rhizophaga
Lineage: Eukaryota; Fungi; Ascomycota; Sordariomycetes; Hypocreales; Bionectriaceae
Source: the annotation of a GenBank genome assembly